Molecule: messenger RNA, 2613 nt
Organism: Cottoperca gobio
Lineage: Eukaryota; Metazoa; Chordata; Actinopteri; Perciformes; Bovichtidae
Gene: col10a1b
Product: collagen, type X, alpha 1b
Exons: 2
Coding region: 7-1980 (657 amino acids)
Molecular function (GO): protein binding
Source: RefSeq, a predicted model, not a curated record
CCCAAGAUGGACCUGAGGGUGACAAGCGUUCUCCUCGUCCUCCUAGCUUUGGCUGAGGCGACUCCUGAGAGAUACUACCAUGUGCCAAAAGUGAGCAAGACUCCCUACCCCGUCAAGAGUCAAACCGUUACAGGCCAACCAGGUCCUGCAGGUUCUCCAGGUGAGCCAGGACCAAUGGGACCACCUGGACCUGCUGGAAACAGUGGUACAGGACAUACUGGACCACAAGGCCCAGCUGGACCUCCCGGACCCCCUGGCUACUCUCAAGCAGGUAAACCCGGUGCCUCAGGUGGUCAUGGAAAACCAGGUAGCGCUGGCCUCCCUGGUGAGAAAGGUGAAUCUGGCCCACCUGGACCAAUGGGUGGUAGAGGUUCACCUGGUCCACAUGGAACACCUGGACCUGCUGGAAUUUCUUCCGUUGGAAAACCUGGACCAUCUGGCAUCCCUGGGUCAAUGGGUCAUAGAGGAGAGUCUGGUUUGAAGGGACAUCCUGGUAUUCCUGGCAUUCCUGGCCUCAAAGGAGAGCGAGGCAUUGGAGUUCCUGGGGUUCAAGGACAACCAGGCACAGUUGGACCAAUGGGCCCAUCUGGAAUGCCUGGCAAAUCUGGAGUUGGUGCACCUGGUGCCAGUGGCUAUCCUGGAGAACCUGGCAAGAGUGGCACACCAGGAAGAGAUGGUGCUACCGGGCCAAAUGGUAUGCAAGGACCAAAGGGUCACACCGGGGCUCCAGGUACAGGAGCAUCAGGGAAACCAGGUCAGAAUGGUACCCCAGGUAUGACUGGACCUAUGGGUUCUAAAGGUCCACAGGGUCCAGCUGGUCAGCCAGGCUCCCCUGGCAUGCCAGGUGUUGGCAAAACGGGUGAAUCUGGAAUACCAGGUAGCAGAGGAUCCCCCGGUACUCCAGGAACCACUGGUCAGAAAGGAGAGCCAGGCCCAACUGGUUUUACUGGUCAGCCAGGUGCUUCCGGUCCUAUUGGCCCAGCUGGUCCACAAGGUGCAAGAGGAUUCCAGGGAGAGGGAGGCCCACAGGGACCCAAAGGAGACAUUGGUAUGGUAGGUGCACCAGGCCCAAGAGGAACCAAGGGUGAACAGGGAGCUCAGGGAUUCACUGGAAAACCAGGUUCCCCCGGAGCAGUAGGUCCUUCAGGAAUUCCAGGGCAUAAUGGUCCUCAGGGUCAAAAGGGAACACAAGGCCAUAGUGGUGCCCCAGGGGUCUCAGGUGGAAAUGGUGGACCAGGACCCAAAGGACACACAGGCCCCUCAGGAGGACCAGGAAAAAGUGGUGAGAAUGGAAGGCCAGGAUCUAUGGGACCAGUUGGGCCCUCCGGUCCAUCAGGUCUCCCUGGACUUAAGGGUCAUCCAGGUCUUCCAGGCCCACCUGGCCCAGCUGGCAUGACAGCUAAGGGAAUUUCUGGUCCUCAGGGUCCACCUGGAAUUCAAGGUUUCAGAGGUCAAGAUGGUCACCCAGGCCCUGCCGGUGCUCCUGGUCAACCUGGCCCACCAGGAGAGAUGGCAUACCACCAUGAGAAGAGUAUGCCAAUCAAGUCCCAUGAGGUUGUGAUGUCUCAUGAGAUGAUGAAGGCCCCAAUGUCUGCCUUCAGUGCUGUGCUAACCAGAGCCUACCCUCCAGCUGCAUCCCCUAUUCAGUUUGACCAGGUUCUGUACAAUGGGGAAAACCAUUAUGACGAUCAAAGUGGUGUGUUUACCUGCCAGAUUCCAGGCCUCUACUAUUUCAGCUAUCAUAUGCAUGUCAAUGGUGCCAAUGCAUUGGUGGCCCUCUACAAAAACGAGGAUCCAGUUAUUUUCACCUAUGAUGAGUACAACAAAGGUUUCCUGGAUCAGAUGUCAGGCAGUACUGUACUUAUGCUGCAUGCCGGUGACAGAGUCUAUGUCCAGGUCCCUGAUGAGGAGAGUAAUGGCAUAUUUGCAGCAGAUAAUGUUCACUGCUCUUUCUCUGGGUUUUUGAUUGCCUCAACGUGAUUUCACAAAUCCAAAUAAAUCUCAAAACCUUACAAAACAUUAAACUACUCAGAGAAACAGAUUAGUUUAUACAUUUGCAAAUUAAGAUUGUAGAUUAAAAAAAAUAUAUGGUUGUAAUUUUAGAGUUUCAUUGCCUUAUUCAAAUAUUUACAAUACAAAAUGUAUUUGCUAAAACAUUUAACGACAAUUAUUGCUGAGUAAAAUCUUUAAAAAUAAGGUUUGAAUUGAUUCCUUUCCCCAGUUCACCAUGUCUGUGACUUUGCAAUUUUUAGAAACAUGAAACAAUAUUGGAAGAUAUCUGAAGUGGUGCUUUACAACUGCCUGUAACAUUUACAGCAUGUCUUUUUUUGUGUUUGUUUUUAUUAAUAUCUGUUGUUUAAGACUUUUCCUGUAAUAUAAAUAUUAGAGACACACAAAACUGUUGUACUACAUGUUACUAGAUCAGCACAUUCUCACAAGCACUGUGAUCAGCAAAACAACACAGAAUGAGAAAUUCAAACUGCAUUUUUUUUCUUCCAAACCAACAAUGUCCCAUUGGAUGUGUUAAGUUAUGUACCACUUACCAACCAAAACACAGAAUAAAAGUUCUAGUUUGAAAAAGAAAAAUGUAUCCUUUGUAUUGUGUAUGUUGUU